Aspergillus uvarum CBS 121591 is the source of this 1734-nucleotide messenger RNA. Its product is annotated as cytochrome P450. Gene Ontology annotation, molecular function: heme binding; iron ion binding; oxidoreductase activity, acting on paired donors, with incorporation or reduction of molecular oxygen. The coding region runs from base 24 to 1412 and encodes 462 amino acids. The record is from RefSeq and is a predicted model, not a curated record. Lineage: Eukaryota; Fungi; Ascomycota; Eurotiomycetes; Eurotiales; Aspergillaceae. The transcript is spliced from 4 exons.
UCCGUCUCAGUAUCACCUACAUCAUGCUGUCUGUACUUACCGAUUUUGGGUUUAUCCAGGAUCAAUUGAGCCUGCUUCACCUGGUCGAAAGUGGUGUCGUACUUCUCGUGAUCUGGCGCCUGUGGCGGUUCACCGUUCGUCCCUUGCUCAACCCUGACUCGCCGCGAGAGGUCCCCUAUUGGAUUCCGAGUGACAAGGACUGCAAGGGGAGCGGGGAACCAAUUGCCAUCAAUGUCUUCGGCCAGAAAAUCUACUUCAUCCUAUCUGAACAAGAUGCCACGGCCGUGCUCAGGGAACCGUCCCAGCUGACACACACGGAGCACUUGAAGAACCUUCUCAUGGGCCUUGGCUGUUCGGAAUCGGGAAUCUCGGAGAUGGAUCACGACUCCGAACCCAAGGCCCCGCCAUUGGUUCUGGUCGCAGAGGAGCUGAUGAGGAAACAGCUCCUUGAAAAGUCUUUAAGCCCGGAGAUCCUCGCUCGCUCCUUGCAGGUUCUGGAGUCCCAUAUGCGAUGGGAUCGCCUCGAAGCGCCAACCCUGCUUCAUGCAUCUGAGGAUGGGCGGGAGCGAACAAGCGAUCUGUGGAUCCUCCUGUUCAAACUACCCCGGCCAUGCGGGAAAGAGGUUCGCGUGGCCAGAGCGAGGGUGCUGCGCUGCUUGGUAGACUACAUGCGUCUGUCGCCAUCGAGCCAGCAAGAUCAAUCCUGGGCUGUCAGAAACUCCAUCACGGAGAUGCGACGCCGUGGACUGAGCGAGGACGACAUGGCGUCGUAUCUGCUGAUGGUGCUCUGGGGCGCCAACGCCAACGUCUUCAAACUCCCCUUCUGGCUCCUCGCCCACAUCUGCACCGACCAGACCCUUCUCCAAAACGUCACCACCGAAGUCACCACCCUCUUCACCCAAAGCACCGCCGCCAACGAACCACUCCCCACCCUCGCCCAGCGCCUCGAGCAAAACCCCCUCCUCUCGGCCCUCUACAACGAAACCCAGCGACUGACCAUGAACUCCAGCUCCGCGCGCAGCGUCGAGCAGCCGCUCACCAUCCACGGCCGGACCUUCCAAGCCGGCGCGCACCUGCUCGUGCCCUACCGCCAGCUCGCCAUGUCGCACCCGUUGCUCGGACGGGACUGGGAUCGCUUCCAGCCGGGGCGGUUCCUCGACCACCCGGGUCUGGCCCAGAGUAAGAGUUUCCUCCCGUUUGGCGCGGGGAAGCACAAGUGUGUGGGGCGGUAUCUGAGCAAGCGGCUGUCGCUGACGUUUGUUGCGCUGGUGGUGCAUCGAUUCCACGUGCGGGUGCUGGACGGCGUGCCGGCGGUAGGGUUCACCCCCGUCUCGUCGGGGCCCGGUGGGCCCGUGAAGGGCGGGGAUGUGCGGGUCGUGAUUUCGCCGAAGGAGGGGGGCGGCUUAUCGUAGGAGGAGAAUUGAGGUUGUUUGCGUUUGCUGGAAAUAGAUAAAUUACGCCAUGUGACUAGAGGAAUCGCCUAGGUGCGAUCUAGUUUCGGAGAUGCUCAGUGCGGGUUGCUCGAGUGUAGCUUGGAACUGCGUGAGCUCGUUAUUAUCAUCACCGGUCCAACGGGGAGGUCGGGCUAGGGAAACAGCAUAAGGUAUGUAGCUGAAGAUAAGCGGGGCUCUCAACUGCCGAAGCGAUAGGAAGUGAAAAGCGGGACAGAACGGGUAAUGUCCCCGCGAGAAGGCCCUGUAGGAAGACCCAAGCAAUAAAACUGGCAUCUGCGGC